Gossypium raimondii (Peruvian cotton) is the source of this 3478-nucleotide messenger RNA. Its product is annotated as pre-mRNA-processing protein 40A. The record is from RefSeq and is a predicted model, not a curated record. Gene Ontology annotation, molecular function: protein binding; RNA binding. The transcript has 28 exons. Gene Ontology annotation, cellular component: U1 snRNP; U2-type prespliceosome. NCBI's taxonomy places the organism in Eukaryota, Viridiplantae, Streptophyta, Magnoliopsida, Malvales, Malvaceae. Gene Ontology annotation, biological process: mRNA cis splicing, via spliceosome. Bases 210 to 3290 code for a protein of 1026 amino acids.
AGUAAAUUUUCCACAACAGGAAAAACAAUUUUUUUCCACUCUACCCUUCAAAAAAAGAGAAGCAUUUUUCUUCUCUUUUCCACCUAUUCCUCUCUUAAACCCUAGCACCUAAAAUUUCGAUACUGAGAUCCAAGCUUUCUCGCAAAUUGAAACUCUUUGAAUCUUCACUUAAUAUCUGUAUUUGAGGCAAACUUUGCAUAUGUUCUGGAAUGGCUAACAAUUCUCAACCCUCUAGUGCCCAGCCACAUUGGCCUCCUGCAGUUGGAUCCAUGGGUCCCCAAAGUUAUGGCUCUCCGUUAUCUUCACAGUUUCGACCAGUGGUCCCAACGCAGCAAGGGCAACACUUUGUUCCAGCUGCUUCCCAACAGUUUCGGCCUGUUGGGCAGGUUCCUUCUCCAAAUAUUGGGAUGCCAGCUGUUCAAAAUCAGCAGAUGCAGUUUUCUCAGCCAAUGCAGCAGUUUCCACCCCGGCCAAAUCAGCCUGGUCUUUCUACACCUUCACAACAGCCAAUACAGGUACAAUAUGGUCAAACAAACAGGCCUCUUACAUCUGAACCACCUCAGUCACAUCAAUCUGCACCUCCUUUGAAUAGUCAUAUGCCUGGUGUAGGAGUCCCUGGAGUGCCCCCUUCAUCAUAUGGUUUUGCGCCAUCUUCUUUCGGCUUGCCACAGAACAAUGUCAGUGCACCAUCGCAGUUUCACCCUAUAUCUCAAGUGCAUGCACCUGUUGCCCCAGUUGCAGGGCAACCUUGGUUGUCAACUGGAAAUCAGAAUGUUUCACUUGCUACACCAACACAGCAUACUAGCCAACAACCUCCACCUUCUUCUGCUGAUACAAAUGCAAAUGUUCCUAGCCUUACUCCGCAAUCUUCUGAUUGGCAAGAGCAUACAUCAGCUGAUGGAAGAAGAUACUAUUACAACAAAAGGACAAGGCAAUCUAGUUGGGAAAAGCCUCUGGAACUGAUGACACCAAUAGAGAGAGCUGAUGCAUCCACUGUUUGGAAGGAAUUUACAACUCCAGAGGGAAGAAAGUAUUACCACAACAAGGUUACAAAGGAGUCUAAGUGGACAAUACCUGAGGAGUUGAAGUUAGCUCGUGAGCAAGCUCAAGCAGCAAGUAGCCAAGGUACCCCAUCAGGUUCUGGAGUGGCUCCUCAAGCUCCAGUUGCUACUGCUGUCUCUGCAGCUGAGACACCUACUACAGCUAUUCCUGUGAGCUCCAACACUUUGCAGGAUUCAAGCCCAGUUUCAGUUACGCCUGUUGCUAAUCCUUCACCUACUUCAGUAUCUGGACCAACAACAGGUCCUGUUGCACAAUCAGCUGCUAUGAGUGCAACUGGGGUUCAACUCCCUGUUGUGUCUGUCACACCUGUACCUGCAGUCCCCUCCAGAGGUUCCACUGUCUCUGCUCCUUCUGUCGGUGCUACCACAGCAGUCACAAGAAGCUCGGAAACUACAGCAACUCAAGACACUAUGCAUUUUGCAGAUGGAGCUUCUGCUCAGGACAUUGAGGAAGCUAAAAAGGGGAUGGCAACAGCUGGAAAAGUUAAUAUGACUCCGGUGGAAGAGAAGGUUCCAGAUGACGAGCCUUUAGUAUAUGCAAAUAAGCUGGAGGCAAAAAAUGCUUUCAAAUCACUCCUUGAAUCUGCAAAUGUGCAAUCUGAUUGGACUUGGGAGCAGACAAUGAGAGAAAUAAUUAAUGACAAAAGGUAUGGUGCUCUGAAGACACUUGGUGAACGGAAGCAAGCCUUUAAUGAGUAUUUGGGUCAAAGAAAGAAAUUAGAGGCUGAGGAAAGGCGCAUGAGACAGAAGAAAGCUCGAGAAGAGUUUACAAAGAUGUUGGAAGAGUCCAAGGAACUAACAUCAUCAAUGAGAUGGAGCAAAGCUCAAAGUUUGUUUGAAAAUGAUGAACGGUUUAAGGCUGUUGAACGAGCCAGAGAUCGGGAAGAUCUCUUUGAAAACUAUAUAGUGGAUCUUGAGAGGAAGGAAAGGGAAUAUGCUGCAGAGGAAAAAAGGCGGAAUAUAGCAGAAUACAGGAAAUUUCUGGAAUCCUGUGAUUUUAUUAAGGCAAACAGCCAGUGGCGGAAAGUUCAAGAUCGCUUAGAGGAUGAUGAAAGAUGCUCACGUCUUGAAAAAAUUGACCGCUUGCUCAUAUUCCAGGACUACAUUCAUGACUUGGAGAAGGAAGAAGAGGAAAAAAAGAAGAUGCAAAAGGAACAACUGAGACGUGCUGAGCGCAAAAACCGUGAUGCAUUUCGUAAGCUAAUGGAAGAACACGUUGCCGAUGGCACUCUUACGGCUAAAACUUAUUGGCGAGAUUAUUGUUUGAAGGUGAAAGAAUUGCCUCAGUAUCUUGCUGUUGCAUCUAACACAUCAGGUUCAACUCCAAAAGAUUUGUUUGAGGAUGUUGCUGAAGAAUUAGACAAACAGUAUCAUGAACACAAAACCCGCAUAAAAGAAGCAAUGAAGACAGGGAAGGUUACUAUGGUUUACUCAUGGACAUUUGAAGACUUCAAGGCUGCUAUUUCAGAAGAUGUUGGUUCCUCAUCGAUAUCGGAUAUUAACUUAAAGCUUGUGUAUGAUGAGCUGCUCGAGAGAGCCAAGGAGAAGGAGGAGAAAGAGGCUAAAAAACGUCAACGUCUAGCCGAUGAUUUCACUAGACUAUUACAUACAUAUAAGGAGAUAACCGCUUCUUCUGACUGGGAAGAAUCGAAACCACUUUUUGAAGAAAGCCAAGAAUACAGAUCAAUUGCGGAAGAAAGCUUUAGGAGAGAGAUCUUUGAGGAAUACAUUACACACUUACAGGAGAAAGCUAAAGAAAAGGAGCGUAAACGAGAGGAGGAAAAGGCUAAAAAGGAGAAAGAUAGAGAAGAGAAAGAUAAACGGAAAGAGAAGGAGAAGGAGAGAAAGGAGAAGGAAAGAGAACGGGAGAGGGAAAAAGGUAAAGACCGAAGUAAAAAAGAUGAAACAGAUAGUGAGAAUUUAGAUAUAUCUGACAGCCACGGCCAUAAAGAGGAGAAGAAAAAGGAGAAGGAAAAAGACAGGAAACACCGUAAACGACAUGCUGCUGAUGAUGGGAGUUCUGACAAGGAUGAUAGAGAGGAGUCAAAGAAGUCUCGUAGACAUGGUAGCGACCGUAAGAAAUCUAGAAAGCAUGCUCACUCACCCGAUUCUGACAGUGAAAGCCGACAUAGAAAACACAAGAGAGAUCACCGUGAUGGCUCACGCCGAAACAGUGGUUACGAGGAGCUGGAAGAUGGCGAACUCGGUGAGGAUGGUGAAAUCCAGUAGUGUUUCCUAUUCUCAUCCAAAAAGCUAAGUAAACAAAGUUGGGAAAUAAACUAGUACUUCAAUGAUUUUACUGCUACAUUGUUGUAUUUUGUAAACCAAGAAAUCUACAACUCUAAUCACUUUUUAACUUUUUAGCCUUUUCUACACAGGCAAAAAUAUAAAAAAGAAUUUCACCAAGUUAGUAAAAA